This is a messenger RNA of Bipolaris sorokiniana ND90Pr, 1914 nucleotides long. RefSeq lists its product as uncharacterized. NCBI's taxonomy places the organism in Eukaryota, Fungi, Ascomycota, Dothideomycetes, Pleosporales, Pleosporaceae. The transcript is spliced from 3 exons. Gene Ontology annotation, molecular function: monooxygenase activity; oxidoreductase activity, acting on paired donors, with incorporation or reduction of molecular oxygen; iron ion binding. The coding region runs from base 105 to 1595 and encodes 496 amino acids. The record is from RefSeq and is a predicted model, not a curated record.
GAGAGCCCGAAGAGCGGGUAGCCGAAUCAACGAGUUCGAUAUGACUUUACUUAAAUUCAGCCUCUCGACAUGCCUCUUGCCUGCAAUGAAAACAACUCCGUACGAUGAGUCACAUUUUGAAUAUGCUCGCAUUUAGUGCAUUUGGUGCAACCUCUUUAGUUCUGUUCAAGGUACUCUAUAACAUCUUCCUACAUCCCCUCCGACACUACCCAGGACCAAAAUGGUGGGCUGCCACUCGCCUCACCUGGUCCCAUUCCUUGCAAUCAGGGACGUACCACCUUAAGCUCGCCCAAUUUCACAAGCAAUAUGGCCCAGUGGUGCGAGUUGCUCCCGAUGAGCUGUCUUAUAUCGAUCCCGAAGCCUGGAAGGACAUCUACGGUAACCGCAACAUUCCAAAGAACCGGGUGUGGGCUGGCCAAGAAGAAGAAUAUCGUCCUAUUAGUAUCGUCAGUACGGAUGAAGCAACUCAUUUGCGGAACCGCAGAGCACUUGCUGGAGCAUUCACCGAGCAUGCGAUCACCGAACAUGCACCUUUGCUCGAAGGACUUGUUGAGACCAUGAUGCAGAAGUUCGCCGAAGCAGCCAAGCAGGGCGACAGAUCCGCUAUUGUAGAUUUCACAGAUUGGUUCAACUGGCUGACCUUCGACAUCUCGGGCGUCCUCUCCUUCGGCGAGUCCUUUGGAAGCGUAGCAGCCGGGCGUGCACACCCCUGGGUUGAAAUCAGUUGCAGUUUCGGCAAAGGCAUUGCGCUCAUGGCUUCUAUCAAUUUCUUUCGCCCGCUGGAUAAAUUGCUGAAGCUCGCUAUGCCAAGGGGGGUCAUGGAAAAGAUGAAAUAUCAUAAGGAACUGGCUCAUGCGAAGUUCAUGCAGCGUCUCGCGAUGGAGCAUAAGGAGAAGGCGCAAGACUAUGUGGGCUCGAUCCUGGCGUAUAAUCAAGAGAAGGGUGAGACGAAGAUUUCAGAUGAGGAGAUUGAAAUGAACAUGACUGUGCUUAUUUUUGCGGGGAGCGAGACUACGAGCACUUCGCUGACGGCGAUACUUACCCAGCUUCUGCAAAACCGAGCGGCCCUAACGAAAGUCGUAACAGAGGUUCGUGAGAAUUUCACGAAAGAAGAAGACAUCAACAUUGCCAGUAUGGGGAAGCUGGCAUAUCUCGAUGCCGUGAUCCAAGAGGGCAUCCGAAUGGGCCCUCCAGUAGCCGUGGGUUUACCUCGCAUCACCCCGAAAGAAGGCGAAAUCAUCUAUGGCCAAUACGUACCAGGCAAUACUUUCAUCUCUGUGAACCAAUACCCAACAUUUCGGUCCGCCCUGAACUUCACCGACCCCGAUCUAUUCGUUCCAGAACGCUUUCUACCAAACUCGCCGUAUCCCUCCGAUCGCAUCGAUGCGUUCGUGCCGUUCCUGCUCGGACGGCAUAAGUGCAUGGGGCAAAAGCUCGCUUGGGCAAUCAUGCGGCUGACGUUGGCACAGCUGUUUUUCAAAUUUGAUCUAGAGGCAGCUGGGCAGGUUGAUGAUUUUGGGUUACAGAAUAAUUAUAUGUUCUGGGAGAAGAGAGCGCUCAAGGUGAAGAUACGGCCCAGAGGAGGGCUAGAGUAGUUUGGUCGGUGGAAGUGGCUGGCUGAGGUGUUUAUAUUCUGCGGCGUGAUGGUUUUCCGAUAUGGAAUUAGGGUCCUGUGAGAAUGCGUUCGAACUCUAAUCUAGAAGCAUCACAUUUUAUAUCGUGGUAGGAUAAUAUAUCGUGCUCCAAGAUAUGAAGAUGGGACCCGUAGUUGAGGGAGAUGAUUGCUGAAAAGUAAAUGCAGAGGAGGAAUCGAUUAGGAGGGAAGUCUAUCUGCGCCGCAUAGCAACUCUGAUUUCUAUCCAUAACCUGAUUACUUGCUACUAUACCACAAUAUAAUAUCGAUCUUGGGUUGCG